AUACUUGCUAAUUUCGUUUGGAAUUAAUUGUUCCUUCUACCAAUGUUGGCAUCAUAUAUAUGGCUAAACAAGUGUUUGCAACAUCUCCUCUUCACUGCAGGAUCUCAUACACAUCGGAGACAUAACUCAUGAGCGGCGCCCCUGCAGCAAGCGGCAGCCUACGGACGGCCCUCUCGUACUGCGUCCAGCAAGUCCGCAGCUAUGACUACCACAACUACCUCUGCAUGCUCCACCUGCCUCCCUCCAUGCGCAGGGCUGCCUUCACCUUCCGGGCGUUCAACGUCGAGACGGCCAAGGCCAUGGACGUCGUGUCCGACCCCAGGAAGGGCCUCAUGCGCCUCCUCUGGUGGAAGGACGUGAUUGACAAGAUCUACGCCGGCAAGACUGUCGAGCACCCCGUCGCCCUGGCGCUCUCCUCGGUCCUCUCUCAGCAGAAGAUCAGCAAGCACUGGCUCAAGAGGUCGCUGGAGGCGAGGAUAAACGAUGGGAACAGGGACGAGUACGCCAUUCCGGAGACGGUUCCAGAGCUGGAGAGGUACGCGGAGGACACCCAGUCGACCAUCCUUUACAUGACCUUGCAAGCCGGCGGGAUACAGUCGACGGUCGCUGAUCAUGCCGCCUCGCACAUCGGCAAGGCUAGCGGGCUGCUGCUGCUGCUCAAGGCGCUGCCGCACCAUGUGAGCAAGCAAGGGACGAUACCGUACAUCCCGGCGAGUGUGGCUGAGGAGUGUGGUUUGCUUACACAGGAGGGCGGCAGGUCAGAGGUCAGGAUGGGUGAUACGCUACCAGAUGCAGUUUUCAAGGUUGCAUCUGUUGCCGAAGCUCACCUGCAGAAGGCGCGGGAGCUCACCGCGUCCGUGCCAGCAGAGGCGAUCCCCGUGCUCCUCCCAGCGGUGCCAGCACAGGUCCUCCUGGACUCCAUGCGACGCCGUGAAUUCAACGUCUUCGACUCACGCUUGUCCAGUGGAGUCCAUGGCAUAUCCCCUCUGUGGUACCAGCUCAAGCUCAACUGGCACGCAUGGCGAAACAAGUACUGAAAUCAUCCAUACAGUGCGAAGCCUGUUUGUCGAAAGCAUGGGUCAGUGUUGAGUUUUAGCUCAGACUAAACGUGGGGUAUGUGUUUACCGAAAUGUAAUAAGCUUGAUGAUGAAGAAAAGCUCUGUCUUGCUACUUGCCAACUGACUGCCUCUGAGCAUUUUUGUUGUAGCUUCUUUUUUCUCGGAUACAUGGGGUUGUUUGCUUUGUUUGUAGUCCAAUUUUGAUAUGAUGUGGAUGAAUGUUUUCUGUUGUGUCUGUUCUUCA
Molecule: messenger RNA, 1302 nt
Organism: Lolium rigidum
Lineage: Eukaryota; Viridiplantae; Streptophyta; Magnoliopsida; Poales; Poaceae
Product: NADH dehydrogenase (ubiquinone) complex I, assembly factor 6
Exons: 1
Coding region: 129-1037 (302 amino acids)
Biological process (GO): mitochondrial respiratory chain complex I assembly; biosynthetic process
Cellular component (GO): mitochondrion
Source: RefSeq, a predicted model, not a curated record